AUGAGGUUAGUUGAUAGGAGAAACAUGCAUCGACCGUUUGGGGGUAAAGUUAUUGUUUUUGGUGGUGAUCCAUGUCAGAUAUUACCAAUUGUACCAAAGGGAACGAGGCAAGAUAUCGUGUUUGCUAUAGUUAAUUCGUCUUACUUGUGGGAUUCGUGUAAGGUCCUAACACUUACUCGCAAUAUGAGACUUCAAUCAGGUUCUUCUACAUCUUCUGCUGAUGAACUGCGAGAAUUUUCAGAGUGGAUACUAAGCGUAGGAGACGGUAAGGCCGGAGGUCCUAAUGAUGGCGAAGCCGUAAUUGAGGUUGCAAAAGAUAUUCUUAUAGAUCCAGGCGUCGAUCCAAUUUCAGCAAUUGUUGAUAGCACUUAUCUAAACCUACAUGACCAUAUUUGGGAAGCUAAAUAUUUCCAUGAAAGAGCAAUUUUGGCGCCUACGAAUGAGAUAGUGGAGAUAGUCAAUGAUCAUGUUCUAUCUACCAUUCACGGAGAAGAGAAAGUGUAUUUGAGUUUAGACGCUAUAAGCAAAGAAGAGGGUAACUUCGGAGUACAUGAAAUAUACUCCACUGAAUUCCUCAAUACGAUAAGAUGA
Messenger RNA from Beta vulgaris subsp. vulgaris (sugar beet), 591 nucleotides. RefSeq lists its product as uncharacterized. The record is from RefSeq and is a predicted model, not a curated record. Gene Ontology annotation, biological process: telomere maintenance; DNA repair. Gene Ontology annotation, molecular function: DNA helicase activity. The transcript has a single exon. Bases 1 to 591 code for a protein of 196 amino acids. NCBI's taxonomy places the organism in Eukaryota, Viridiplantae, Streptophyta, Magnoliopsida, Caryophyllales, Amaranthaceae.